AAGGUACAUGCCCUUGAUGGGAACUGAACCCAGGACCCUUCAGUCUGCAGGCCGACGCUCUAUCCACUGAGCCACACCGGUUUCGGCAUGACCCAAAUCUUUCACGCUGCCUUUUCCACUCUGAACCAAAGAAGGCAACUGGAGAAGAAUGCACCCGUUGCCCGAGGUUCAGUCCAUCAUGUCCAUUAACUAUCCAUAUAUUCCAGGGAUGGAGCAGAUGGGGUGCCUCUUUUCAGGCCCAAAGGCUAAGAAAGGGUCGAUGGACAGCCUUUCCUGUAAUUCUGCAGAGGGCUCUCCACGGAAAGACGGGGCGGCCAAGCAGCUGUCACCUGGAGUCAAAGGUAGGACCCACCCGAAAGGGGACGGAGCCCACGAGGUGUUACGUGGGAACACGGGAGACUGCCAAGCUGUCUGGGGCAGCACUUCUGACUGCUUCCAACCUCGCCUGUUUCUUUGUCCUGUGCUGUGGCCGUCACACAGACGUGGUCUGCUUCGCUGCAGACUUACUCAACACCCGGGUGUUUCCUUCCUCCUAGGGAAAGCUAAGGCGAGCAGGAACAGCACCAACAUCCCAAAGAUCGUGAUCACUUCAGCUUCAAAUGAGAUUCUCGACAGAAGCCCAGAGCAGAGGACCAUUCGCGAGGAGGUAGUAUUCGGCCCCUAUGCCCGACACAGGAAUCCCAGCACAAUAGACGCCUAUGCUUUAAUCUCUGACGAAUAAACCACUCC
Pipistrellus kuhlii (Kuhl's pipistrelle) is the source of this 729-nucleotide messenger RNA. RefSeq names its product spermatogenesis associated 33 (gene SPATA33). Gene Ontology annotation, cellular component: cytoplasm; nucleus. The record is from RefSeq and is a predicted model, not a curated record. NCBI's taxonomy places the organism in Eukaryota, Metazoa, Chordata, Mammalia, Chiroptera, Vespertilionidae.